Molecule: messenger RNA, 1604 nt
Organism: Exophiala viscosa
Lineage: Eukaryota; Fungi; Ascomycota; Eurotiomycetes; Chaetothyriales; Herpotrichiellaceae
Product: mitogen-activated protein kinase hog1
Exons: 6
Coding region: 201-1298 (365 amino acids)
Biological process (GO): protein phosphorylation; stress-activated MAPK cascade; osmosensory signaling pathway
Cellular component (GO): cytoplasm; nucleus
Molecular function (GO): ATP binding; MAP kinase activity
Source: RefSeq, a predicted model, not a curated record
CAUUCACAGGCUUUAUUGUCAUCAAUUGUUUUCGUCCCAGUCUUCUCGAACUCCGGGAUUACAAUCUCGAUCGAUUUCCGGUCGCACUCUCCUUCACGCAAGCCUCAGCUCAGCUCGCGCCCGCUCCCGCCUCCACCGAGCCUCUCCCUCUCUCGCAUUGCCAUUGUUUGAUCUGAAAGACUGCCGAACAAUUGAACAAGAUGGCGGAGUUCGUACGCGCCCAGAUCUUUGGCACUACCUUCGAGAUCACCAGCAGGUACACGGAUUUGCAACCAGUUGGCAUGGGAGCCUUUGGUCUUGUCUGCUCUGCCAAAGAUCAAUUGACCGGUCAAUCCGUCGCCGUGAAGAAGAUCAUGAAACCCUUCUCGACUCCGGUGCUCGCCAAACGAACUUACAGAGAACUCAAACUCUUGAAGCACCUCCGACACGAAAAUGUCAUCUCUCUCAGCGAUAUCUUUAUUUCUCCUCUCGAGGACAUCUACUUUGUGACCGAACUCCUGGGAACCGAUCUUCACCGCCUUCUCACAUCUAGACCCCUGGAAAAACAAUUCAUUCAAUACUUUCUGUAUCAAAUUCUGAGAGGUUUGAAAUACGUGCAUUCCGCCGGCGUCGUCCAUCGAGACUUGAAACCGAGCAACAUUCUCGUCAAUGAGAACUGCGACUUGAAGAUUUGCGAUUUCGGCCUGGCCAGAAUUCAGGAUCCUCAAAUGACGGGUUAUGUGUCGACCCGGUACUAUCGAGCCCCUGAGAUCAUGCUUACAUGGCAAAAGUACGACAUCGAGGUGGACAUCUGGAGUGCUGGCUGUAUCUUUGCCGAGAUGUUGGAGGGCAAACCCCUCUUCCCAGGCAAAGACCACGUCAACCAAUUCUCCAUCAUCACGGAACUUCUAGGUACACCGCCUCAGGAUGUCAUCGAAACCAUCUGCAGCGAAAACACCCUGAGAUUUGUUCAGUCCCUGCCCAAACGAGAAAGACAACCCUUGAGCACCAAGUUCAAGAACGCCGACCCUGCCGCCAUUGACCUGCUGGAGAAGAUGUUGGUCUUUGAUCCUCGAAAACGAAUCUCGGCAGCCCAAGGCUUGGAGCAUGAGUAUCUUUCUCCAUACCACGAUCCUACCGACGAGCCUGUAGCAGAGGAGAAGUUCGACUGGUCCUUCAAUGACGCCGACCUACCAGUUGACACUUGGAAGAUCAUGAUGUAUUCUGAGAUUCUUGACUACCACAACGUCGACAACCCGGACAACAGCGGACUAUCCGUGGAACAAGCGCAAGCCAUUAAUGGCCAAACAGGUCAAUGAGCGGUCUGACCCAGCGGUCGGCAUUGCUGCCUCGGAAGUCAUGGCGUCUGGUGUGAUGGAAUGUGUCUGUUCUGCUAAAGGGAUGAAUUGACGAAGCUUUUGGGAUACACGGAUAGCGACGACAAAGACGUAUAACGCGUAUGGAGCAAGGACGUGGCAUUAUGUGCUCUCGGCCCUUUCCACGAAGAGCACUGGCGAAAAGCCACCAUUCAACCUUAUCGCGUCGAUUAAAAAGCCGUCGAAGUAUCAUCAUCCAAGCCAUCUUGUCUUUCUCAAGCAAGGCGCAUGUACAUGGCUCCAAGCCGC